Molecule: messenger RNA, 1004 nt
Organism: Dermatophagoides farinae (American house dust mite)
Lineage: Eukaryota; Metazoa; Arthropoda; Arachnida; Sarcoptiformes; Pyroglyphidae
Product: DNA damage-regulated autophagy modulator protein 2
Source: RefSeq, a predicted model, not a curated record
ACAAAGGAAAUCUCAUUACCGAUAAUCAUGAUUGAGACCAUCAUGAGUUACAUUUUUUUUUAUCAGUUAACGUUUCCGUUUUCUCGAUUUUUUGGUUGAUGAAGGAAAUAUAAAUGAAAUAUAUAACAAUUAAAUAUGACACAGUCUGUCGAUGAAAAAACAUGAACAUGAUUGAUAAUAGAACAAUAAACGAAUGGAAAAUCGCAUAUUAUGUACGAAUUUUGACCUUUCAUUUGCAACACCAAUAUUGGAUACUGCCAUUAAUAACCGGAUUAAUGUUGAUUGGUUCAUUAUCAAUAUGUUAUUACAUAGUGGUUUUUGUUAACGGUGCAUGGCCAGUUAAAUUGAUUAGCGAUAUGGGUGCAUUACAACCUGUGGCCGGUUAUUAUGCACAAACACUUGACAUAUUGGCCAUAAUGUUUUUAUUAAUCGCAUGGAUUCGUUAUAGUUAUAAACAAAUCAAUUAUUAUAUUGUUUUUAUGAUACCGAAUUCUACGAAUAAACAAGUGAACAAUAACUUUAUGCUAGACAUGAUGCAACGGAAAAAUUUCCAAUCAUUUAUAUGUGUGAUAAUCGGAGCAAUUGGAUUCGAAAUUGUAGGUAAUUUUCGAUUAAAUGAACACCUGAUCAUGCAUGGAAUCGGUAUGCUAUUGCUCUUAUUCAACAUUCCAUAUAAAUAUCAACAAAAAUUUAUGAUGGAAAAAUUCUAUGAAUGUGAUAGAAUUGAAAGUCGACCAUUGUUUUGGUCCAUAUUGACACAUGUUGAAUUAAUGUCAUGGAUAAUAUGUAUUGCAAGUACAGCAAUAGCCUGCUGGAAUACGGGACACAUAGAUCAAUGGUUACAUCAUGAAACACGUAUGAAUUGGCAACCGGAUGUGGCUGGUUUUAAUUGGUUCGUCAUUGCCGUUCUAGUCGAAUGGAAUGUUUGUUUUAUGUUCACUGGAAUGUUAUUCUCAUUGAGUCAUAGGAUGUAUCGAUUUAAACAAUGGAAUCAUGUCUUUUAA